UGCGUGACAUCACGAAAGAACGCUCCCGAGAGCCUCUGUGACACAUUUAGUAGUUGGUAAGUGAGACCAGCAGGGGGUCGGAUCGCUCUCCCAUGAUCUCCAGCCUCCAGCCCAAGGUCGGUCUCAGUGCUGCAUGAAGGCACGGCGAGAGAGGGAGGACACUUCCCUCUCCAGCAUCAAACGCGAGGGAUGCGCUUCAUCGCCUUAGGGGGCUGGAUGGAUGGAGCGACAGGGUCAUGAAGGUGACCACAACCUCUGGGUUGGAUUUAGGGGGCUGUUACCUCGGAAGGAGCCUAUCCAUAAUUAAUAAGAGCGAGUCGGAGAUCCUAGAACCGAAGCGCAACCAUCGGCGAGUCAUGUCACCAACUGACAGCGCUUCCAGAGGAGCUGACGAGGAAGACAAAGGAGGAUGAGGGAGGCAGAGGAGGAUUAUAAUGAAGCUGAGUGGCAAAGGACUGUGCACCAUCGUUUCCAGCAGUCUACUCUUCUUGUGCGCCGUGAGCGCUGUGGUCGUGGGAUUCAGAUGCAUCGCGUUGGGCUCCAGGGUAAGAGCGCAUUUCCAUCUGGCCACCGCGGCCGGCGCGUUCUACUCGGGCAUCCUGGUGACUCUCGGGCAGGUCCUGAUGGGGGUGGCGCAGGUCUUUUGCCGGGGGAACCCCAGGUGUGCGAAUUUGUUCCUCUUUGGGAUCUUAGUGUUUCUUUUGGGGGUCCUGACGGCGUUCUCGGGAGCGGUGGUGGAUGGCGACACGGUGUCCCUGGUGGAGAGGAAGUACGCGCACUAUUGCCUGGACUCUGUGGAUGUAAACCCGGCGUGCGACCGGCUCAAGGUGUACCAGCGGGGUCUGGUGGUCUCCACUAUCCUUAACACUCUGGAGUGCCUCCUGGGGCUGAUGAACCUGGUGAUCAUCAAGCGUUACCAAACAGAGCAGUUUCACCGGAGACGCCGGACGCAGAGGCAGAGCGCGCGGAUCGUCCUGAACGAGGAGCGCGACUUCGCGGUCACGGAGUUCCAGCCGGUGUCCUACAUCAAUCUGGGGGUGGUUCACGCGUUGGACGCGGCGGACGGGGAGGUGCACAGCCGGGGCCACCCGUCCAUGGUGCUGCCGGGCUAUUCGCCCACAAACCCGGAGCUUAAUCACACGUACCCGUUUUCUUACCCGCUUCACAACGUGUUGCCACCUGCCUACGAGGACAUAUUCCCGUGAGAAGCGAGCAGCAAGUAGCAAAGGAGAGGAACCGAGUUGCAGUUUUGCAGUGACAAUCACGCAUUCGGCACGCUGAACACGGAAUUGAUUAUUUCUAUAUAAUGGUGACCAGCUGUUGACGAAUACUUUUUAUUAAUUGGAGGUUACAGCCAACCCUCGAAAUCCAACAUUUGUUCAUAAACUUCCUAUGAGAAGGUAAACGCACUGAAAGGAUUUCAGUUACAUGCAUUUUUGACCAUCCUGAUUGUAUUCUCAGCUCAUCCCUUCUCUAAAUCUCAAAGGUUUGUGUACAGGAUUCCCCUCUGAAUUUUUGGAAUCUGAAGGAUUUUGAUUUCUUAGAGUAUUCCAGCAGGGCACGAAACAGAAAUAAGUUACCAGUUGAUAAAAAAGAACGUGAGAAAAUAAACAUACUGGAAUUAUGCAUUAUUCAAAUAUACAUGGAACAUUUUUUCUUUUUUACUUUCAUUUUUUUUUUUUUUUUUUGACCUGAUUGAUUGUAUUCCCAAUUAAUCCCUAGUCAAAAUCCUAAAGCCCGGCCUACAGGAUUCUCACAGAGUUUUUGUUGUUAUUGACCCUAAAAGAUUUAUUUUAUAGCAUUCCAGCAGGACACAAAACAACAAGUAGUUCUCAGUCAGAAUAAAAGAGCCUAUGAUAAAAAAGUAAACAUUUGUUUUCUGACUGAUUGUGUUCCCAGUUUACUCCUAUAGUCAAUUCCCUAAAGGGGUGUGUGAUGAUGAUGAUGAUGAUUCAGAACUAAUCAUUUAGAACCAGAAUCAUAAUUGUGUUUUAACAGAAAACAAAACAGGAAAAACAAUAUUCCUACUAGAGCUAUUAUAAUAUACAACAGGAUAAAAUGUCCCUGUAGGACAUCUAAAGUAUUCUUGAAAAGCCUACAUUUAUAGUCAGCCUUGUGAUUUGUUUAUAAUCACUUCAUCCUUGAUGUUUCAGACAAAAAGCCAUUGCUGUUGGCAACAUUAAAAUGACAGGCGUUACCCAUCAAACAGAUCAUUUCUGCUUAGCAGUGUUGUGGCUGUGGGAUAUUAUUCAUGUUUCUGCAUCGUGUUGUUUCAGAGUAAAAGGAGAACAUGCAGUUCCUCUCUUUUCAGCAGUUAAUGUCCAACUUGUCAGUUGCUGUAUGGUUAUCUUCGAGUGCAGGGGUGUCAAACUCAAUUCCUGGAAGGCCGGAGCCCUACAGAGUUUAGAUAAUUUGAAAACUACAUUUUACAGUAUGUGUGUUGUAGCAAAACUCUGCAGGGCUCUCCAGAAAUUGUGUUUGACAUCCCUGAUCUACUGUAUUCAUUGGAGGUUACCGCCAACACUUAAAGCAUUGGACUUAUUAUUUCGUUUUUUGUCUAUCACAACUAUGUUUUCCUAGUUCAAUUUUAGUCUAUUUAUGCAGAAUCUCAAUUUUGAUAGUCCAACAAAAAACAAAAACAAAACACAAAACCAAAAUAAUUUCCCAUCAGGGAGUCCUGUAAACCAUUAUUUUUUGACUAGGGAUGCACAUGUAUUUUCAUGGUGUGGCUCUGUUGUUUUCUCUCAUAUUGCUUACUUUUAGCUUCUGAAUAAAAGGUGUAUUUACUCUC
Messenger RNA from Carassius gibelio (silver crucian carp), 2791 nucleotides. RefSeq names its product transmembrane protein 271-like. The transcript has a single exon. Bases 435 to 1205 code for a protein of 256 amino acids. The record is from RefSeq and is a predicted model, not a curated record. NCBI's taxonomy places the organism in Eukaryota, Metazoa, Chordata, Actinopteri, Cypriniformes, Cyprinidae.